This is a messenger RNA of Peromyscus maniculatus bairdii (prairie deer mouse), 657 nucleotides long. NCBI's taxonomy places the organism in Eukaryota, Metazoa, Chordata, Mammalia, Rodentia, Cricetidae. The record is from RefSeq and is a predicted model, not a curated record.
AUGACUUUGGACAUUAGCCAGGCAUGGAAAGAUUGUCUUAUGCACCCCACCCCCUUCUCUGUGCCAGUCCUGGAAGGUCCCCAGGCCUCAGCUCUGAGUAGCCGAAGAAAGCAAAGCGAGAGACCCAACCUGUACAUCUCCUCCCUGGCAGUCUCAGAGCCUAGUGCAAAUGCAUUGAGAGGCCCAAGGCUGGUGUCUGGGGAGGCUGGAGGAGCUGUCACCAUCCAUUGCCAUUAUGCCCCCUCCUCGGUCAACAGGCACCAAAGAAAAUACUGGUGCCGCCUGGGGCCUCCGUUGUGGAUCUGCUCCACCAUCGUGUCCACCAACCACUACACUCACCGUGACUACAGAGGGCGUGUGGCUCUCACUGACUUGCCACAGAGCAGUUUGUUCACGGUGAAGCUGUCCCGACUGUCACUGAAUGACACGGGACUUUAUCGCUGUGGCAUCGGAGACCGAAAUGACGUGCUGUUCUUCAGGAUGAAUCUGAUUGUGUCUGCAGUGCUCUUACAGGAGGAGAAAGCAACUCUUGGAUCCUGACUCCAGUCUCCACUGUGCUGGCCCUGGUUCUGCUUGCGGCUCUGGUCCUACUGAAAAGGAGACCCUGGAGAGAGAGGGCCUCUCAGGAGGCAGAAAGGCCACCAAGGAUCACUCUAA